CAUUACCACAUCGCACAGAAAGAAGCACUGGCGGUUCCGAACUGCGCUCCGUGGUCAUCUGAAUUCUGUUGCCAUUUUGGGAAGAAGAUGUUGCGAAGUUGACCAGUUGGUGACUUGGACUACUACCACCAUUGAAGAAUAUUAGACAUCAAUAAUUUUUGCAUAAUUUGCAGGAGAGUUUUUAGAAAUAGCAGAAGACACAUUAUCUCGAAGACUUAAAGCCAUCUAAGCAUAAGUGUAUAGUUAUAACAAUUCUUAUAAUUUUUUAAAAAAAACUUUGACAUCCAUAUUUUACAGUAUGAGUUGCGCAAAAAUAGGGGCGCGUAUUUGUUUUGUGCUCGCUUUUAUACUGAUCACCAUUGCUUUUUCAACUCCUUAUUGGCUUCAAUCUGACGGAUUGUUACCAUACCAGAGAUUCCAUAAAGUUGGAUUAUGGGAGAUCUGUUAUACGACUUACCAAGAAUCAUCUUACCUUCGUUACAAUAAUAACUUCCGUAAUUGUCGAUGGAUAUUUGACAGAGAUUACUACUAUUUGAUUGACCUCUUUGAAACAGCAUUUUUUAUAACCGUCCAAGUAUUCUUUACAUUUGGAUUCACAGCCUUGCUGGUCAGUUGCAUUUUGAUCCUUGCUGCACAUUUAUGUAUAAGUCCAGAAAAAGAUGUCAUGUUUGUGAGGAUAAUUGCCGUUCUUACAUUGGUUGCAGCCGUAUGCUGCACUUUGGCUAUCAUAGUAUUUGGUGUGCAUGGCGAUGGUAGAGAUUGGAUGCCAGAUCCAGACCAUAAUUAUUUAUCCUGGUCCUUUGCUCUAGGAGUUGUUGGUUCUUUUUUUACUUUCAUUAGUUCUAUUUUGUUUUUCAUUGAAGCCAGUAAGGCUAAAAAAAGAGAAGAUGCCUUAAAUCACCAUGUUGCUUAUCACAUGGAACAAACUCAUACUAAAGUCUAAAACAUACAGUUUUUGAAAUGAAAAUAUCAUUCUAGCAAAUUGUUUAUAUUGUUAGUACAAAACUUUGUUCUGCACAAGUUUUGUAAAUAGAAAUCUUAUGAAGAGUGGUUGCUAUUGUUAAGUAUUGAGUAGAUAUCAUUAAGAUGAUAUUUUUAUAUUUUAUGCAUAUAAUUUAUAAAAAAAGUAUUUUUUGAGAGUUUUAACAUUCCAACUAUCCCGUCCAUAUUCCAGAUGUCUUAUUUGCAUUUCAUUUGUAAAUGUAUAUUUCUCUUUUGCCUUUUGAAAUAAUUGUAUGAAGAUGCAUUUUCUCCUGUAUAUUUCUUGUUAAAAAACUACAGAAUAAAUUGUAACAUUCCAUUUAUUAUCUUUUUGUUACAUUUUUGUUUAGUAGAAUCUCAUUGUUUAAUCUAUCAAAUAUAUAAUUUUUCUGGUAUUUGUAUAUUAACUCUACAUGACAUGGGUGAACUUUUAACUUAAAUGCAUGUCCCUGCCAAACAGGCGACAAACUAGCAUAACAUCUUUUUAGAUUUUUUAGCAAUUAAUUGCUGGCAUGUGACAUGGGUGAACUUUUAACUUAAAUGCAUGUCCCUGCCAAACAGGCGACAAACUAGCAUAACAUCUUUUUAGAUUUUUUAGCAAUUAAUUGCUGGCAUGUGGUUAAUGCACAGAUACCAAUUUUUUUAUAUAUAUAUAUAAUAAAAAAAAAUCCUGUUUCUUAAAGUAAGGAUAUGGAUAAUAGCAUUCCCUCAGGAAUCUCAUUUAUUUAGUAUUUUAUAUAUGAUCUGUUUUAUGAUUCAUUACUUUAUUAUUUUGAAAUGUUUUGUUUUUAGUUAAGUCAUAUUUGUGUAAUGUAUAUUUUUUCUAUUCAGAAUUAUUUAAAAUGUGAUUGUAAAUCAGCUAAGAUUUAUAUUUAUAUUUGAUUGUGAAUUUUGCUACUGUUUGGGUGACAUAUGUUUUUCUAUUGGUGUUAGUUGUUUUGAAUUAUAAUAAUAUGUUUUUCAUUUUUAAUCAU
Messenger RNA from Argiope bruennichi, 1955 nucleotides. RefSeq lists its product as uncharacterized. Gene Ontology annotation, biological process: septate junction assembly; regulation of tube size, open tracheal system. Lineage: Eukaryota; Metazoa; Arthropoda; Arachnida; Araneae; Araneidae. Gene Ontology annotation, cellular component: septate junction; membrane. The coding region runs from base 299 to 943 and encodes 214 amino acids. The transcript is spliced from 3 exons. The record is from RefSeq and is a predicted model, not a curated record.